Messenger RNA from Ilex paraguariensis (yerba mate), 201 nucleotides. Lineage: Eukaryota; Viridiplantae; Streptophyta; Magnoliopsida; Aquifoliales; Aquifoliaceae. The record is from the annotation of a GenBank genome assembly.
AUGAGGAAGAAGAAGGAUGAGAACAAAAAGGAGAAACAAGAAAAUCGACAGGAAAAAGAAGGGAAGAGGAGUAGAUUGAGGAAGGAGGAGUGGCAAGAGGAGAAGAAGAGGGAAAAGGCAGAAAAGCAAGAGGAAAACAUUCCCUACGAGGAGGAGAAGGAUAAGGAGAAAAUGGAGGAGGAUAAGAGUGAAGGAGGAUGA